Triticum urartu is the source of this 2273-nucleotide messenger RNA. NCBI's taxonomy places the organism in Eukaryota, Viridiplantae, Streptophyta, Magnoliopsida, Poales, Poaceae. The record is from RefSeq and is a predicted model, not a curated record.
GAGCGAGGGGGAAAAACUCGCGGUACUAGUAAGUACUGGGCUUUUUAACAACCUGAAAUCCCCAUCUCGUCCAAAUCGAGCUCCCCUCCUCGCUGCCGCCGCCCCACGAAUCUGCACACACACUCCACAUUCUUCGCCAAUUCCCCAAACCCACCGCCGCGCCAUCGUCGACCUAGGCUGCGACCACCAUGGUCGCCGUCGUCGUCUCCUCCAUGGAGGUCCGACCCGCCAGGAUCAAGCCGCGGCCUGAGCCUGCCAUGGGGAAUCCGCCCCGAUUGCAGCGUGUAGGCAGGCACUGUAGGAAGAGGAAGAGGGAGGAGGGAGGGGGACGGGGGAGGGCAGCGCCCGUAGCCGCGUGCACGUGGCCGUGGCGCCGGAGUGGCGGAGGAGGGGUAGGGCGGUGCUCGUCGCGGCGGCCUCGACAGGCAACUACGUGGUGCCACCUUCCUCCAACACCGGCCGCCUCGUGCUGCGGCUGCUGGCAGUGGCGCAGCGAGUCUCCCACCUUACCACCACCGCUGCUUGCCGUCCGUCCCUCCUUCCGUCCAUGGCGGCGGCGACCUCCGGCGUCAGCAGGCUCAGCGCGGUGGCAGGCAACAACAACGGCGACGUCGGCCUCCAAGACUCCUGGCCUCUGUUGGAAUAUUUUCGGGCAUUGUCUCAUCAAUUUUACCGAACUCCUGAACACCAUAGAUUUGUGCGGCAACAGGUGGUCAAUCAGGGUUCUGGUGGCGAUGUCGAUGGUCGUCGAGAGGUUCGUGGACUGGAUGGUGUCGUGGCUGCUGAUGUACGGAGAGGCGAAGCUGCUGCUCGUCAUCUACCUCUGGCACCCCAGCACACGGGGUGCGGGCCAUGUGUACGAUGGCUUCCUCCAUCUGCUGGUGGCGUUACACGAGGCCGACAUCGACCGGGGCCUGCUUGAGCUGAUGGCUAGAGCGAGGGACGUGACGACGUCACAACUCAAGGCGGCGGCUGCCAUCGGUCAAGUGUGGCUAGUCGAGGCUGCCCGCUGUGUUUCGUCGCAGUUGCAGGCCGCGAGAUCAGGCCGGGAAGGCGCCACGCAUUGACGAGGCCAUGUGUACGAUGGCUUCCUCCAUCUGCUGGUGGCGUUACACGAGGCCGACAUCGACCGGGGCCUGCUUGAGCUGAUGGCUAGGGCGAGGGACGUGACGACGUCACAACUCAAGGCGGCGGCUGCCAUCGGUCAAGUGUGGCUAGUCGAGGCUGCCCGCUGUGUUUCGUCGCAGUUGCAGGCCGCGAGAUCAGGCCGGGAAGGCGCCACGCAUUGACGAGGCCAUGUGUACGAUGGCUUCCUCCAUCUGCUGGUGGCGUUACACGAGGCCGACAUCGACCGGGGCCUGCUUGAGCUGAUGGCUAGGGCGAGGGACGUGACGACGUCACAACUCAAGGCGGCGGCUGCCAUCGGUCAAGUGUGGCUAGUCGAGGCUGCCCGCUGUGUUUCGUCGCAGUUGCAGGCCGCGAGAUCAGGCCGGGAAGGCGCCACGCAUUGACGAGGCCAUGUGUACGAUGGCUUCCUCCAUCUGCUGGUGGCGUUACACGAGGCCGACAUCGACCGGGGCCUGCUUGAGCUGAUGGCUAGGGCGAGGGACGUGACGACGUCACAACUCAAGGCGGCGGCUGCCAUCGGUCAAGUGUGGCUAGUCGAGGCUGCUCGCUGUGUUUCGUCGCAGUUGCAGGCCGCGAGAUCAGGCCGGGAAGGCGCCACGCAUUGACGAGAUCACAGAGGAAUAUCAAAUGUAGCACCAGUUGACUGUCCACUCUGAUCCCGCUAUUGGCACCAGAAGUGGACCAAUCAGAACAGGGAGCAUUGGAUAAAACAAGAAUCCAUGACCACAUGAGCAAUCUUCGGUUCUCUCUAUCACCAACAUCAUUUUUCAGGCCUAUCUGAACUGCAAACUACUUUGCCAAUUGGGCUUUGUUGUUAACUUUGGUAUUGACUCACAAUUACAUAGGUUAAUACUCUUGCAGCAGAAAGACUGUACACCCUUUGCUGGUGAGUGUUUUUUCUUAUCAGCAUCUGCGCAUUUUUUGUUAUCAAUGUGCAGUGGCUAAUGGAUGACAUGCAUGUAGUGGGGUUUUAUAUCCAUGGUGGUGUUUUUUGUUUUAUUGGUAACAUGCAAAUGUACUAAUGUAGAGGUAGUGGUAUUUUAUCUAGCAAUGUUGUUUCAUCAAGUAGUGGCCAAUGCAAAGAUAGUGUGGUUUUUAUCCAAUCGGUCUACUGCUGUUGUUGCUUGGUUCAUACAACAAAUUUU